ACGAUGAAAAUAUCAAUUUUCUUCGUCGUAACUGUUCUUGUGUUAUCGAGUUUGAACACUGUCUCUGCAGGGAAGAGACAAUUCCCGUCAAGAUUCCGAGAUAUUAUAUGUCGUAGAUGUUGGCAGAGAAUGUUUUCACAUUGUAAAGGAGGGGUUAGAAUGGUCAAGAGAAGUGUCGAUGACACGAAUCAAUUUAAAGAACUGGAUGCAAAAUUGAAGAUGUCAAAGGACACAACUGAACGCAAUUGGUUGUCUAGGGUCAGAAGAGAUGUUAAUUCACGCCGAAAGAGGGGGUCAGCUCGACGUCAUAUUAGAAUUCGCAUAAAGAGUUGCCAAGUUUGUCAAGAACUUUGUUUUUAAUGACGGAGAUAGUUGAUAAAUUGGUAAAAAUCGGCAUUAUAACAAAGAAUGAUGUCUGCCGGGUGCUGCAAAAAUGGAAGCGAAUUCAAACAUCAUUAUAUAAAGAAUAUAUUUAGAUGUGCGGAAAAUGGACAAGGGAUCGAAUUCUGGUGAAGUAGAAGAACGAUACAACACACAAAAUGUUUUAAAUGGAAUGUUUCAGACUUUUGCUGGCUAGCAGCCGCUAAUAUUUAUUCAAGUUCACGUGAAUUUUAAUAAAGACCCGUCUUCU
Styela clava is the source of this 631-nucleotide messenger RNA. The record is from RefSeq and is a predicted model, not a curated record. NCBI's taxonomy places the organism in Eukaryota, Metazoa, Chordata, Ascidiacea, Stolidobranchia, Styelidae.